Messenger RNA from Amoebophrya sp. A25, 1306 nucleotides. The record is from the annotation of a GenBank genome assembly. NCBI's taxonomy places the organism in Eukaryota, Dinophyceae, Syndiniales, Amoebophryaceae.
UGAUUACUUACACUUGUGGACUUUUUUGCAUGCUCUUUUGCACGACAUAUAUUCGAUUAAAUACCCUGUGACAACGGUUUCCAAUAGGGGAAGACCGUAUGAUUUUGCUUUGCUGUCUUGGUCGGAGAUAGAAUUAUCAAGUUGAGAGUUUGGAGGUUAAGAUUCUUCUUCGUGAAAGGAAUUCGCUGUCGAUAUUGAAAAAUGUAUGAGGCCGCAAAACGAACGCGCUAUAGGGCGAGCUAUUUUUCGGUCGUAUGAUCGUGAUUCAUAAGAAGAGCAUUGUGGUAGUGUAAUGUCGAAACGGUAGAAAAGUGCUCUGCUUCGUCUUCGUGUCUUAUCCUGAUCGUUUAGGUGUAAGAAAAAAGUCGGACCCUUUUGCAAAAACAGAACUACAACAGAACUGCAUCUUCAGUCAGUGCAAGCAACUAGUAGUUUUUCAGCAUCGCUUUACCGUUUCAGUAGUUUGAGACAAAAUGGAUUGCAAGUGCAGCAGCGUCGCCUUCACUGGCUCCACUCGUGACUCAUCGUCUUCUGCAGAUGCAGUAAGCCUCAGACGAAGAAGACGAGAUCAUGAAUCGACUGUAGCAACGUCGAUGAGCUGCAGUGGAAGAGGCAUAGUCGCACUGACAUCAAAGUUGUGGUGUCUUUCUUCGCAGCUAUUUCUUUUGCACAGCACGACCACGCUAGUAGAGGUUUCGGCGCAGAGGGAUGACGCCGCAGCUUUUCGGCCGACUGCAGGAUGGACGCAGGGAAGGAGCCCCUAUCUCGGUCGCGAAGCGUCCGUGCAUCCGACGUGGCUCCGCACAGAAAAAGGAGACGCAUUGGCAGAACAGUCAUCACAUCAUAACAGCCACAUGUGGCCACGGUUUAUCGGCAUUGGCGACGGCGACUUUGAGGCAGAAGCGGGAUGGGUCACGGUCGAUCAGCAAGCAAGUGUUGCCAAAUGCGGAGUGACGUCGACGAAUCUAGGGGAGCAGCAGACAGAGCAAUAUUAUGUUCCACAACUACUAGUUGUACUAGAGUUAGAUUAGAAGAAUGCAAGUUUGUUGAACUAAGUAAACAAGAUGAAUCUAAGUAUUGGUAUCCAAUGAGUAUGUUUAAUUGUGACUCCUCAGUUGAAGUCGAACACCAACAAAAAGUAAAAAAAACACCUCCGUAGUAUGAGUAUCGUAUAAAACAAACUAAAAGUAGCAUUGUUCUCGCACCUCCCCUUUGAAGCGACUGCUCACUAGCCCUUGUUCAUUCUUGCCUAGUCCCUCCCCUGUGAAGCGACUGCUCACUAGCCCUUCUUCAUUCUUGCCUAGUA